UAUUUUUUUUUUCCUCCCUCCUCUUCCUCCUCCUCCUCCUCCUCCUCCUCCAACUCGCUUGGCUUCAAAGGGAUCGAGCCAGACCUCCGUGUCUCGGGGAUGUACGAAAGCGUGGAUGUUGUGGGUUUGAGCCCCAGCCCCGGCCGCAGCAGCAGCCCCAGCCCCGGCUCUUUUCUGAGCAUGGACUACUACCACCGACACCCGGGGCUCGGGCCGGAAAAGGGUCUCCUGUCCGGGGUAGGAGGACUCCAGCGUCCGUUCGGAGGGUCACUGGUGACCAGCAGACACUGGAGCGGAUCCUGCCACUCUGUAGAGACCGAGAGCACGAGUUCAGGGGAGGACCUGCUGGUCCUCAGCCCCCCCUCACCUCCACCUCCACCACGCAUCUACAAGCCCUGCUUUGUGUGUCAGGACAAAUCGUCAGGAUACCACUACGGAGUCAGCGCUUGUGAGGGCUGCAAGGGCUUCUUCCGGAGGAGCAUCCAGAAGAACAUGGUGUACACCUGCCACCGCGACAAAGUCUGUGUCAUCAACAAGGUGACGAGGAACCGCUGUCAGUCCUGUCGACUGCAGAAGUGCUUCGACGUCGGCAUGUCCAAGGAGUUGGUGCGGAAUGACCGGACAAAGAAGAAGAAGGAGGAGAAGAGGCAGGCGGAGGUGGAGAUCUACGUGCUGUCGGCGGACACCGAGCAGAUGAUCGCACAAGUUUGCCGCGCGCAUCAGGACACGUUUCCCUCCCUGUGUCAGCUGGGAAAAUACACCACGAGCAACAGCUCGGAGCACCGCGUCUCACUGGACGUCAACCUCUGGGACAAGUUCAGCGAACUGUCCACCAAAUGCAUCAUCAAGACGGUGGAGUUCGCCAAACACCUGCCGGGCUUCACGACGCUCACCAUCGCCGACCAGAUCACGCUGCUCAAAGCCGCCUGUCUGGACAUACUGAUUCUGAAGAUCUGCACUCGCUACGCUCCGGACCAGGACACCAUGACGUUCUCCGACGGUCUGACUCUGAACCGCACUCAGAUGCACAACGCCGGGUUCGGACCGCUCACCGACCUCGUGUUCUCCUUCGCCAACCAGCUGCUCCCGCUGGAGAUGGACGACGCAGAGACGGGACUGCUCAGCGCCAUCUGCCUGCUCUGUGGAGAUCGUCAGGAUCUCGAGGAACCAGAGAAGGUGGAUGUUCUUCAGGAGCCGAUGCUCGAAGCGCUCAAGAUGUAUGUGAGGAGGAGGAGGCCGGACAAACCCUGCAUGUUCCCCAAAAUACUGAUGAAGAUCACUGACCUCCGCAGCAUCAGUGUGAAGGGAGCGGAGCGAGUGAUCACACUGAAAAUGGAGAUUCCCGGCUCCAUGCCUCCGCUCAUCCAGGAGAUGCUGGAGAACUCUGAGGGUCUGGAGAGUCACGGAGCCGGGGGAGAGAAAGGAGGAGAAGACGGAGCGGACGGCAAGGAGGAAACGGACAUGAGGAGCUGUCGUCCCAGUCCGUCUCCCAAAUCGGUCCCCUCUUCCAGCCCGAGCCCCGUACCCCGCUCCCCUGCUCCGUCUCCCUCCACCUGAGCAGCACCAGUGAAAGCAGACACAGACUGGACCUGAUGGGACAGAGAAGUGUGGACUUCUGUACGUGGAGACACUGAAUGUCUCUCUGCAAAUGGUGCAAGUGAAUGAAAGCAGGGGACGUGAGAACUGAUUUAUGUCCACAUUUCAUACUGUGCAAAAAAACUGAUUUCAUUUUGUAAAAUCUUUUUUGUUAUAUAUGUGUGUGUAUAUAUAUAUAUACACAUAUAUGUAUGCCUCUGAUGUUAAUUAUUUGUGAACCUGAAUGAAGGCUUAUGUCUAACACACUCCGUCCCUUCCUCAUGAGCAUGUACAUGCAGAAGCGACUUUAUAUUCUGUCAUUCUGACAGUGAUGUCACUCCAAACAAGAACAGACACUUUGUUUUUCUGUAAGCUCGCAGGUUUAUCACAGGUACGAAACUACAUUUCAAACUCCUUAGCCAGUUCAUGGAAACACCUGGAAGAUGCAGCUUGGACACAUCAUCAGUGAUGAACCCGGGUCCACAACCACCUAGAAGCUUUUUCUGCUGCUUCACUGACGUUCCUGGUGGCUUUUCUCUCUAAUGCCAAGAAUCCUUAACACUCGGUGCAGAGAUCGCCAUGGAAACCCCUGCAUUGGUGGGCCUCCUCUAUCCGGACUGUAAGACCUCUUUCAAACCCUCUGAUGUGAAGACCACAUCUGUCCUUGGGAAGUCAGCUACUACCGUUAGCACCUGAAGGUGGCGCCGUGUGUACGUCCCCUCUCCCAGGGCUUUAGGGCAGCAGUUCAGGGUUAUGCUCCACAGAGCCUCUCGCCGGUGUUUGUACUACAGACCAUUUUAGAAACCAAAGGGUAACAAACGAUAACUUAAACAACCCCUUUUUGAAGUUGUCUGACGUAGUUUUAAAGAAAUACAGAAUCAUUGAUCUGUAACUGGUUAUCAACCUGGGAUUUUACCUGUUAAAUAAAACACAUUUUACAAAAGAAGACACUGGUUAUCAGCGCUGUUGAUCUCCAAUCCCAUAAUUAUUGUUAGCAUCAAGUAUAUGGUCAAUUCUUUUAUCCAGUGUCGAUGAACGCAGUUCCCUCGCGUCAGACACAAACAAAACCAGGAACGACCCGAGGAUUCAUCAACCUGACACAUAACAAAUAACAAGCAUGAAACAGAGAUGAGGAAGUGAGGAAACGACUGACGACUAAGCAGAACUCGGCAGGAAUAAAAGAAAAAAGAAUCAUGUCAACGUAACACUUAAUAAACAUGUCAUCGUGAUCAAAAGUUGAUUUGAGUUCUGGGAGCUUUAAAAACAAAUAAAAGUGUAUUAAAAUCAUCUCCUCACAAAGUGAUUGCAGGUGUUUGUACGUUUGACAGAAAACCUGAGAGUUUUUCAACUUUAACAUUCAAACACUGACAAUGACAGACGGUGAAAGAAUACGACCUUAUUUAGUUAUUAUAAGGAGAUGAUGUAGAACUGCAGUCACGUGCUGCCUUUAAAACCCUAAAAUCGAUACAAUCAUUGUAACCUGGACUCAAUGAAGCAACGACACAACAACACAACGACACAAGGGUUUGUUGUUGCUGUAAAACCCAAAAAAUCUUCUGCCUGCACCAUGUUUCUGUCCUUCUCUGGAGUGUCGUCACUCUUACAUGUGUUAGAUAUUAGUGGAUGUUCUUGUUUAUGUAGAAUCAUUAUGUAUAAUACGAUAUUGUACAUAUAUAUAUAUAUAAAAAAAAAGAAGUUGUUGGACUGAGGCAGACUUAAACAAGAUGCUAUUUUCCUAAAUGCACAUUUGUAUAUUAUGUAUAUUUUCCAGCUCAGCCAUGAAAACGUCUUCCUUCGUCCACUUUUCACUCAGAGACACGUCAGGGAGAGACUUUAAAUAAAAGCCACCACUCUGGAAUCAGAAAUGUAAACAACAAUGACCGUGUUUUUAUCUGUCUUACUUAACAUUGUCUUGUAUACUUUGUUUGCGGCUCCAGCAGCAAAUUAAACGACUUUAACAAACUGUAAAAAA
Molecule: messenger RNA, 3547 nt
Organism: Solea senegalensis (Senegalese sole)
Lineage: Eukaryota; Metazoa; Chordata; Actinopteri; Pleuronectiformes; Soleidae
Product: retinoic acid receptor alpha-B-like
Exons: 9
Coding region: 100-1557 (485 amino acids)
Biological process (GO): cellular response to corticotropin-releasing hormone stimulus; retinoic acid receptor signaling pathway; regulation of transcription by RNA polymerase II
Cellular component (GO): nucleus; transcription regulator complex
Molecular function (GO): nuclear receptor activity; nuclear glucocorticoid receptor binding; RNA polymerase II cis-regulatory region sequence-specific DNA binding
Source: RefSeq, a predicted model, not a curated record